AACGCUGCCGGAGUUUCUCCUCAGCCGCCUCAACCAAGCAAGAUUAGAAUCAAAUAAGUGUAUGAUGGCUGGUUACAUUGUUCGACGAGCAUUUGGAUGCAGAAAUUUGUUUCGCCUCCCAACUUGUGCUCUACAUGUUUGUGAAAAUUCCCCUGUUAAAUUUUGUAUGACUGAUGAUACCACUAGAGCUGUCAUUUCUCCGCCGAUGCCUAAUUUUAUCGUUGAAAGUCGUAGAGCCUUUGCCAAAGGCCGAAAGUCAAAGGAUGAAGGGGGUGUUAGUACAGCUGAAGUUCCACCAAACGUUGGCCCUAAUAUUAAGGCAAGUGCUUCCUCACAGAUGGAGGCUGCGAUGACUGCAUUAUCUGUUGAACUAAGCAAACUACGAACAGGAAGAGCAUCUGCAGGAAUGCUUGAUCACAUUAUUGUAGAAACUGGUGGUGUCAAGAUGCCUUUGAGUCGGAUUGCUCUUGUUUCAGUCCUCGAUCCAAAAACCUUAUCUGUUAAUCCUUAUGAUCCAGAGACACUUAAACAAUUAGAGAACGCCAUUGUUUCAUCUCCACUGGGAUUAAAUCCUAGAACAGAUGGUGAAAGAUUGAUUGCUGUCAUCCCACCAUUGACCAAAGAGCAUAUGCAGGCUAUGAAUAAGUUGGUGACUAAAUCUUGUGAGGAUACUCGGCAAAGCAUUAGAAGAGCUCGACAAAAGGCAAUGGAUGCCAUUAAGAAAUUGAACUCCAUUCUUCCCAAGGAUGACUUAAAAAGAUUGGAGAAAGAAGUUGAUGAUUUGACAAAGAAAUUUAUUAAGACUGCGGAAGAUGUAUGCAAGGCAAAGGAGAAGGAAAUUAGUCAAGGUUGAGAUGUAGUGUUAUUCUAGAUUUUGCUGAGGCUUCACUGCUUGUUCUCAAUUAAUCUGCUGGGGCCUGGGAUUUUAUCUGGUCUAAGCUAGACUGAGUAGAGAAUCAUUUAACUAGUCAUUAUAUUUAUAGACUAUGUGUUAUUAUAGCAAUAUUUGAAGAUAAAAAAGAUAAAUCUCAUUAGUGCAAUGCUGCUAUGUAAUAUCUGAUCAAACAUCUUUUGUUUAUGCUAUUCCCCUUGUUGGUCCAAAUUUGUGAAUGUUCUGUUCUGUUCU
Messenger RNA from Medicago truncatula (barrel medic), 1126 nucleotides. RefSeq names its product ribosome-recycling factor. Bases 62 to 853 code for a protein of 263 amino acids. The transcript is spliced from 9 exons. Gene Ontology annotation, cellular component: mitochondrion. Lineage: Eukaryota; Viridiplantae; Streptophyta; Magnoliopsida; Fabales; Fabaceae. Gene Ontology annotation, biological process: translation. The record is from RefSeq and is a predicted model, not a curated record. Gene Ontology annotation, molecular function: ribosomal large subunit binding.